AAGUAAAGCUUCCAAUACGCAACUCCCUUUCGUUUUCGCAUCGCCCUCUCUCCAUGGAACACCACGAUCACGAAGACUGCUCCAAAUCCCCCCAAACCCCAUCCCCGCCCCCCAGCACCAGCACCAGCACUGGAGCUUGCUGCAAAUGUGGCGGUCCCCCACCAGCUGCCCCCGCCCCAGUGGUUCUGAAAAUCAGCCCGCCCCCAAUCUACCGACCCAUCCGCUCCCCAGCCUUGAAUUUGCCCCCCAACACCCACUCCCAGCAAGCCAUAAUUCUCGCCCCGGUCCCCCACUCCCAGAAGGUCCCACUCGUCUCCCAUCCCUGCCAAUUCCAAACCCCAACCAAAAUAAUCCAAUCCCCCGAUGACAUCCGUCACUUCCACGACUCCGACUCCGGCAAAAACUUUAUCGGCUUCGUUGUCGCCCUCUCCGAGUCCAUUCGCGGCCACAAGAUCUCCGACCCCUGCCACGUGUCCCGGACGAUCAACUCCAUCGUCUCCAUCCUCGAAACCCUAAUCCGUUGGAUUGACGAAAUACCUCCGCUCCAGCAACCCUCUCGCUACGGUAACCUCUCUUACCGAACCUGGCACGAGCGCCUCACCGAGACCAGCGAGUCCUUGAUGCUCGAGUUCCUCCCCGCCGAUCUCCAAUCCGCCACGGUCGAGAUCGUCCCGUACUUCGCUGACAGCUUCGGGAAUUCGAGCCGUAUCGACUACGGUACAGGCCACGAGACCAACUUCGCCGCGUGGUUGUACUGCUUGGCUAGGUUGGGGCUCAUCAAAGAGGAGGAUUACCAAGCCGCGGUGGCUAGGGUUUUCGUGAAGUAUCUAGAACUGAUGAGGAAAUUGCAAUUGGUUUAUUGCCUGGAGCCAGCGGGGUCGCACGGGGUUUGGGGCCUCGACGACUAUCAUUUCCUGCCGUUUAUCUUCGGGUCGUCCCAGCUGAUCGAUCACAAGUAUAUGAAGCCCAAGUCGAUUCAUAAUCAGGAUAUACUGGAUAAUUUUUCGAACGAGUAUCUGUACAUUGCGUGCAUCGCGUUUGUGAAGAAGGUGAAGAAAGGUAUGUUCGCGGAGCACUCGCCGUUGUUGGAUGAUAUAAGCGGAGUGGCUAAUUGGAACAAAGUGAAUAGUGGGUUGCUGAAGAUGUAUAAGGUGGAGGUCUUGGAGAAGGUCCCUAUCAUGCAGCAUUUUCUGUUUGGCUGGCUUAUUAAAUGGGAGUAGUGUGCUUUAUCAGCUUACUGGGACAUUUGCUGUGGAACCAAGAAAGUUGUUUCUCACCAGGUUUCAUCCAAUUUUUAGAGUAGAAAGUUGGCAAAUUGGAAAUAUACCUUUGGUAGCAUGAAUCAGUUGAGUUUUUUUACCUUUUUGUUUUCCUCGAUGGUUUAUUUGUUGCUAUAUUUCACAGUUAAUGGAAGUUUGGUUCCAUUUCAUUUAAUAUUUAAUAUGAUAGAUAUCCUUCUUUCCGUA
Molecule: messenger RNA, 1466 nt
Organism: Corylus avellana
Lineage: Eukaryota; Viridiplantae; Streptophyta; Magnoliopsida; Fagales; Betulaceae
Product: phosphotyrosyl phosphatase activator (PTPA) family protein
Biological process (GO): mitotic spindle organization
Cellular component (GO): cytoplasm; nucleus; protein phosphatase type 2A complex
Molecular function (GO): protein tyrosine phosphatase activator activity; peptidyl-prolyl cis-trans isomerase activity
Source: RefSeq, a predicted model, not a curated record